Molecule: messenger RNA, 2279 nt
Organism: Ictalurus furcatus (blue catfish)
Lineage: Eukaryota; Metazoa; Chordata; Actinopteri; Siluriformes; Ictaluridae
Exons: 4
Coding region: 248-1570 (440 amino acids)
Source: RefSeq, a predicted model, not a curated record
AUCGAGGAAGAAGGAGGCCUUCGGUCGGUUCGCCAUGGACUGUUCCAGGAUCAGUACCGUUUAAAUAGGACUAUAACAGUAGCGCGUGUUUUAUGGGGGAACCAGACACUGUUUUGAUAUCACAUUGCAGCAAAAGCCCUCCAAAUGACUGUUCUAGUUACUGUAAUUUUGCAAGAAGAGACAAGAAAUAAUUAAAACUAUUUUGUUGAAACUAAGCAAAACUCUGUUUCAGAAGAGACUUUGCAAAAUGGAUCCAUCUUCUGGAAUGCACAUGGCCUCUGUUCCCCCAAACAGUGAGGUGGUCCAUGUGACCGUUGGGAAUCCUAUCAUAACAAUGUAUCAGACUCCGCCACAGGCCCCCAACAUUGCGCAGAUCAUUACGCAACAUGUCCUGCCACAAGAUGUUACCUGUCAAAGUGUACCACAUACAGUUCAGAUAGCAUCACAAGUACAGGCUUCAAUGCAUGGCCAUGGUCAAGGACGGGGCCAAUCUCAAAGCCAUGGCCAAUCACAGAGUCACAUGCAGUCUCAAAGUCAUGUACAAUCACAGAGCCACAUGCAGUCUCAAAGCCAUGGCCAAUCACAGAGUCACAUGCAGUCUCAAAGUCAUGUACAAUCACAGAGUCACAUGCAGUCUCAAAGUCAUGGACAAUCACAGAGUCAUGUGCAGUCUCAAAGCCAUGCGCCAUCACAAGUUCAUGUUCCACAAGGCUCAUCACAAAGCGAGAGUGUCGCAGUGUCUCAGGACAGUGCCAGAUCAUCACUGCAGGUCCCCUUUGCAGAGGUCGCUUCUCUGCUGGAUCCUAACAUGAAGAGCUCAAAAGCCAGAAAGUACGAAAUCCAUUAUGAGGAAGUAAAACGGAGGCUGGAACCACCUGAGAAAAUGUCCCUCAGAUCUCUGGCUGCCUAUACUAGAGUGAGUCGGGGUCCAGCCAGUAAAAAAACCCUCCUGGAAUCGCUGAAUGUCUUUGGCCUGUCACCAAGCACCAACACGGCAGUAUCUAGUACUUUCUCCAAACUCACUGAGGGUGACACAGCAGCACUAUGUAAAGACAUGAAGGACUUUUCCUUACAGUAUGUGGAUUAUGAAAAUAUGGCAAAACAGUUACUGCCAGAGACAAACCAGGUUCAGCACUGGUCAAAAAUAAUUGAGACAAGGAAUUAUCUGGAAGAGAUGCGAAAAGUUUUCAAAGACCCCAUUAACAGCCGCCUGUUCUCCAAUGUCACACAUGGCCUCGGUAAUGGCAUGAUGGAUGUUGCCCUUGACAUUAUUGAUACUGUCAUUGACCGGCAGAUUCGCAUCCUCUCAGGGAACACGGAUCCCAAACCUGAGCCACCUGUCAGAAGGAUCCGAAAACGCACGCGCAAACCCAAGACUACCAUGGAGGAUGGCAAACCCAAGGAGAAGGCAAAAAGAAGCAGGAAGAAAGACAAACAGAUUCGAUUGGACACUGUUGACCCACAGGUUCCACAGUCUACAGACAUAGAGAGCAGUGUAUUGACUCUGGUGUCUGUAGGAUAUGAGACGAUAUCGAGUGGUCUCAGUGCCACAAGCACAGGUUUAUCAUAGUGUUGAGACUGAUGGACGCUGACAGCACUGUGUGCAUGCUGAGUGUUGAAUUAAAGCACAUUUUAACUUUGAUGUUUUUAGAUUUUGUUUAAAUGCCUUCGUCUAAAUGUUCUGUAUUUCUUUUGGGUGUCUAAAAGGUUUCAUUAGGAAGGGUGAGUGGUUUAUAUCAUCCAAGAUGUUUUAAUAAGAAAUCAGCUUUUUUUUUUUCAAGCAUUAUUUGUUAGAUUCCUGUUUUUUAUUUUAAUGAAGAACAAACACACAAGGAGGCUCUAUAACCUUGAAAGAAAUCAAACUGAUGUUUUGUGAAGUGCAGAGUGUGGUUCAGAUGAAUAAAAAAAAAAUGUCUGAAAAGUCAUUGAUAUAUGAGAUGUAAUGUAUUCACCCUUCUAUUGUCAUCAUCACAAAACAUUUUAUUUGGAAUAUUACCUUAACUUUGAAUUGAAGAGGGGUAUUGCGUAUCCUUUUUCAUUGUACAUGUAUAUUUUAGGAAUUAGUGAUCACCUGCAGCUUGUAUUUAGAAAGUACUUUAGACUGCUUAUAUGUGUGUAAUAAAUCUUUAGUAGAUUUAUUUCGCUGCCUUCAUAUUUAAUAGCAUCUUGUAGUCUCUAUCAUGGAUUUUAGAUUAAUUCAGUUAACUCUGCUGCUUUAUUUGAUUCACUUUGGAUAGCUAUAUUUGUUUUGACUCUCACUGCAUUCCAGACAUAAUCAA